AUGGCGAAGAAGACGAGCAAGCGUGCUGCAGCGCCCGCAGAUGCUGCCAAGGGCUCAGCUGCUGAGGCUGCUAAUAAGUCGGCUGCGCUUGCAUCAACGCCUGUGGAAGGGAGGGAGGCGGACAAUGAAGGGGCGGAAGAAGAAGGGGUUCAGCAGGCGACAGAGAGCAGGCGAGUGCAGAAGAGGGCUGCCAAGCAGACGAGGCUCAUGGACAAUUUGAGGCGAACUCAGACUCUCAUUGCUGCUGCGAGGGGAGACUCAAAGACCAAGAAGGCAUCUAAGAAGAAGAAGAAAGGAGCAGUGUCCAAUUUGCCAACCAGCCUCACACUGGACACACUCGCAUCAUCGCUGGGGGACGCCCUGCCGGACGCACUGGCUCUGGGCAAGGAGGGGGAGAAGCGGCUGUCAGCGAAGCAGCGCGGGAAGAUCGUAGUUGAAGAGACCAAGCAAAUGGCUGCAGUGCUGUCACACCCCGCCUUCAAAGCCAACCCCUUCAAAGCCAUUCAGCAGCACCUCUCAAACACUCUUCCCUCGGCAGUCGCCCCUCCCCCUCUCCCUACCAAGUUCGCAACGAGGCAAGCCCAACAAGCCUUGGAGAAGAAGAAGAAAAAGAAGAAGAAAGCGAAGAAGAAAGCAGGUGGUGGAGUGCAGCAUGGGGAAGAUGCCAUGGAGAUGUAA
Messenger RNA from Closterium sp. Naga37s-1, 678 nucleotides. Lineage: Eukaryota; Viridiplantae; Streptophyta; Zygnematophyceae; Desmidiales; Closteriaceae. The record is from the annotation of a GenBank genome assembly.